Messenger RNA from Anthostomella pinea, 894 nucleotides. Lineage: Eukaryota; Fungi; Ascomycota; Sordariomycetes; Xylariales; Xylariaceae. The record is from the annotation of a GenBank genome assembly.
AUGCCUCAACAACACGCCUUUGAGGCCUUGUUGCUGGAGAACACAUCCGAACGCGACAAGCAAGCCCAUCACACCCCUUUCACCACCACCACCACCAACAACAACCCCAACCCCAACCGGCAACAUGUCCCGACCCGGUCCCGGCCCGGCUCCGUCCACGUCCACCCCUCGAGCCACGUCUACCUAGCGAAGUUCCAACACCUCAACUGCAGCUCAGACGGCUUCGGGCCGUGCAACGGCUUCGCGGCGCUCGACUUGAGCGACUACUUCACGCAGCAGCCGCGUUCCGCCCUCGUCGAGCUAGACGAGAACACCGACCCCGUGCGGCAGCCAUCGCUUCUCGAUGCCAUCCGCGACGCCGCGUUCCGGCACUUCUUGGCUUUCCACGGCGUAGAUCAGCAGCAGCAGCAGCAGCCUGCUUCGAUGCCGGACAACUUCUGGGACAUCUACGGCAACAAGAGCAGCGGUGGUGGCAUGGGCAGACCGCUCCACCAAAGCCGGCCCGCGCCUUCCCCCAUGAGAGCGGUCAGUCACACUCCGCACACCCUGCGCCACCAUGCCAGCACCACCAGCAUCACCUCAUCCACCACCACCAACACCAGCACGGCCGCCGUCGCCGGCAUCCAUCCGCGCAACCAGCAAGCCACUACCGCCACCACCACCACCAACACCACCAGACAGCCCCUCACCCUCGCCCAAGUAGUUUACGACAACAGCAACAGCAAGGUCAACAUGGUCGCGCAACCGCAGCUGGCCGAUGGGGAGCUGGCGCUCGUGCGCAACCGCGUCGCGAUCCACUUCGUGACAGACCCGCGGCUGAUGGGCGAGCGGCCCAACGACAUGAGCGCGGCCGAGAAGGACAAACUAAAGCCCAAGGUCUAUCAGGGAUUGUGA